Molecule: messenger RNA, 2879 nt
Organism: Homarus americanus (American lobster)
Lineage: Eukaryota; Metazoa; Arthropoda; Malacostraca; Decapoda; Nephropidae
Gene: fws
Product: conserved oligomeric Golgi complex subunit 5-like
Exons: 18
Coding region: 160-2595 (811 amino acids)
Biological process (GO): intra-Golgi vesicle-mediated transport
Cellular component (GO): COG complex
Source: RefSeq, a predicted model, not a curated record
UGCCAGGCGGUAAGGUAGUGUAUUCAUGUGUUUAUUAAACUGCUGAUGUGACACUUGAAAAUGUGAAAAUUGUAGGAUGUUCCGUGUUUAGUUUAUUCGCGGAGAUUUCUGAUUAAAUUGGAACUUUCCCCAGCCAUCCAGUCACAACUCUACACAACGAUGUCCUCCUCUGUCUUUAAAGAAUUCCAAGAAGAUAACACUUACGCCCCAUUUCUGGCGGAUGACUUUGAUGUCCAAAGUCAUGCCAGUCAGCUGGUCCAAGGCGUUAUUAUUGCAGAACAGCUUAACAAACUUACUUUAGGAAUCAAUCGACUGGAGCGGGAGAUAGAAAGCCAGGUUGGGAGUCACUAUGAGGACCUGUUGUCUCAAGCCACAGGGGUGGAGACCCUUGAAGAUGUACUUAAUACCAUGCAUACCAGAAUCCAGACACUUUUGGCUGGAGUGGAGAGGCUGAGAGUAAGAGUGGUUGAUCCAUACCAGAGGGUGGAGAGACACACAUUGGUUUUGGGGAGACUUCAGGCCACGUGUGAACUUCUCAGACGUGUCAUUCGUUGUCUAAUGUUAUCGCAGAGAUUACAACAACAACUGUCAAGUGAACCAAGAGAUAUCACCAAGGCUGCCAUUAGUCUCAGUGAGCUAGAUCAUUUGGGACGUGAUGUGGACUUAACAGGGCUGGAAGUGCUAGAACGAGACCAAAGGCUGGUACGGCAGGCACGCUCGGACGUUGAGAAACAAGCAGUUGUGAUGAUGGACCGUGGCAUGGAGCUUCAGAAUCAGACACAGGUUGGAACAGCUCUACAAGUCUUCCAUAAUUUAGGGAUCCUGGUGCCAAGUGUAGAAAAGGUGUUGGAUUCCCUCAUUGCUAGACUGAACAGGAGUGUCUCAUUAACACUCGAUGUGAACGCCCUCAUGCAGAUAAGUCAGGAUACUAGAAAAAGUGGUCCUGGGAAAGCCAUCAUGCCUGGACCAGGUCAGUCAGUACAGUUCCGAGCUUCUCUCUGGUCUAAUCUGGAGAAGUUGAUGGAUGACAUUUAUCAUGCCUGUGUCCAAACAUCACACCUACAUAAGGUUUUAGCAAAGAAGAGGGACCCUGUUACCCAUGUGUGUUUUCUAGAAGAAGUACAAUGUCAUAGUAACAGUGAUCUGUUUACUAAAGUUUGGCGAAAUAUUACUCGAAUCCUAACAGAGGAAUUUGCCAAAGCUGCACAAGACUCUACAUUCAUUCGUCAGUACCUAGAAGUAGACUACCCCAAGCUUAUACGUCUGUAUGGAGACCUUUGGCGGAGGUUGGAGGGCAUUAGUAUGGAGAUGAGGAAUGUUAAUGCGGACAUGUCUGCAUCUGUGUUGGAUAGUGAUGUCCAAGAUAAAGAGGAAGAAGAUAAGAAAGAUAGAGAGACACAAGAAUUUGAUCCGGAGCAAGCCUUGAGAUGUACUCUUGUGCCCCUCGAGGAAGCAUAUUUGUCUCGUUCUCGCUCACGACUGUUAGAUCCUGUCAACCUAAUGUUUGCUGCCCAGGAUGCACCACCUGCUAAGGAUGAAGUCGAUGCUCUCAUUAAAACAAUUACAAGUGAAUUGAAUGUAUCUGCCGUUGAUAAAUCUUUGAGUAAGACUGUGGCCCGAAAUGUGGCAGAAUCACUCCAGCUGUUCUGUGUCAAGUGCCGACAGCUUGUUGUCACGAGUGGGGAGGCCAGCCAAGUUAUCGGUUCCCCCACACCUGCACAAGUAUUGAAUGCAGCAGUGGUUAACCAGCUUUUAUAUGUGAGGAGUCAAGUGGAACGCACUGCAUCAGCCACACUCGCUCAUCUGCCACAGCCAGUAACCAGUAUGCUAUUACAGGCUUUACCAUCCAUUGAUUCGUUGAUGUCCUCUGCGGUUCAGCCACUUGUCGAUUCCAUCACAGAUGCUAUAGAGGCAAUUAUCCUCACCAUGCACAGUGAAGACUUCUCAGGAGGUGACACAGGAGGAACUGAUUCUCAGUGUUCGCUGUACCUAAAGGAACUCCAGGGAUUCAUCACCCGGGCAGCAGAUGAUUAUCUGGCCAUUUAUCAACCAUCAAACAUCAUUAAGGAAAAGAUUCAUACACUGGCUUGCCGUUGCUUAGACCUAUUUGUACGCCAUGCAAGUUUACUACGACCCAUUGGAGAAGGUGGGAAGUUACGUCUUGCUGCUGACUUUGCUCAGAUGGAACUGGCAAUCAGUCCUCUGUGUAGUCGACCCUCAGAGCUUGGCAGGCCAUAUCGUAUUGUGAGAUCAUUUAGACCGCUGUUGUUCCAAACAGUGCAACACGUCAUUGCCUCUCCCAGCAUUGGUGAUGUUAUUCCUUACUCAACAGUUCUCCAUUUCCUGUUUGCCAAGGCCCCACCAGAGUUAAGGUCACCUCACCAGACUGCUGGUUGGUCUGUGAGUCGCUACAGUAACUGGUUGGAUGAACACCAAGAUGAACGGGAGCGACUGCAGCUCGUUAGAGGUGCCCUGGAAGCUUAUGUUGCCAGUGUCAGAUCUCGUCACCUCACUCAGUUUGCCUCUGUGUAUCCAUCUAUGCUCAAACUCUUGGAAAAAGGAAUGGCUGCUUAUGGAAUAACAGCCAAUACUUAGAGUUAAUAAGAAUUUAUCUAGGUAUUACAUUUUCUUGGGAAUUGUGUUGUGGUAAAAUUCCCGGUCUUAAAUUUUGGCAUCAAACCAGUGACUACUAGUUAUAUCAAUAAGUGAAACGUGUGCAUUACCAUCUGAACUGGCAGUCAUCUCUUUCAGAAGGGUGCCAAUCUAUACAGUGAUCCCUCGGUUAACGAGCGCCUCAGUUAACGAGAUUUCGGUUAGCGAAUUACCUUCCAUAAGAUUCUUAACUUCGGUUAACGAGCAAUCCCUCGAUUAACGAAUUU